AUGUCGUACCAAGCUGACAGCCGAGUCUCCCCCACAUCUUCUUCCUCUUCUCCAGGUGCUGAGACUGAACACGAAGAAGACAUUCAAUUCCCGGACCAUCAGCCUUCAUCGCAGUCCUUGAGCCUACCCUCCCGACCCUGGGGGUUCCUAAGCUUGCACCGCGCGGUUCAGGACGUACUCUUGCCCCCGCCGGUGGUCGGUGGCCGUCGUUUUCGCCGAUCUGGCUCACGGUCUCGCCGUGGAGCUCGAAGCCCCGUCGAGCCAUUCAUUCCGUCGCCGUUGCGGGCUGUAUCGUCGGCCAUGUCUGCAGCAAAUUCCCCAGAGAGACAACAGGCCGAUACCGAGGAUGUUCGGCGUAGAUCAUUUGAUCAGCCACCGCUAGACGACCGUCGAGCUUCCACUGCUCAGGGACCUGAAAUCGAUGAUGAUGCCAAGUCGGAUAUAUCAACGGUCUCAUCGGAGAAAACGGGGUCAAAAAAGAAAACCGCAGGACGGAAGGCAAUGGCCGCUGUCAUGUCAGGGUUGGAGGGGCGGUUGUUUCCUCGAAGUUUGAGUCGUGGGCGAGAGUCCAGUCGGGGGUCGUCAAGUCGCCGGAGUUCUUCGCUGGACCUGCGUUCUCCCUCAUCUGACGCACGACGUAGUCGUUCGGUUUCCCCCACCAAUCGCUCAUUUCAAUCUGAAUCACAACCCAUCACCCCUACCACCUCAAAAACAGGAAGCGCACUCAAAAUGGAGAGUACUCACAACAAAUCCGACGAGGCCCUGGUUAAACCCUCUGGCAGUAUGCCUACCUACGUGCAGCCAGCUGAACAUGGUGAAUCUGGAGAGCGUCUCGCCAAGGACGUCUUCGAUCGUGACAACAACAUCAUCGAAAGCAGCAGCGAGGAUGAUGAUGAUGGUGAUGACGAUGAAAGCGACGAGGACGACGACUAUGAGGGAUCUGGUGACGACGAACCCAUUCCUGGUGUGACCUUUGUAACCGUCGAUCGAGGCCGCAAGGACAAGAAGCGUGACGACAUCACCAAUAUCACCGCCAGCGACUUCAACAAGCCGAAGGACACCAACCCCACUACCACGGAGCAGCAGCAACAAGCCCCCAAGCGCAACAUUCCCGGCAUGGACAAGAAGCCGCGAAAGUCGGUUCUGAAGACUGUCAUUCGUCCUCAGACCAACUACGAGAUCCCCACUCCGCGCGCCCGAUCUGCAGCUGGUACUCCAUGUGGAUCAGAUGACGAAGAAGAAGAGGCCGCUAUCAACCGUGCCCAGGGACUCAGCAUCUACGUGUCCACGAUCGACAACCGCGUGCCCAACCGCUCCAUCCGCACCAUCGUCCGUGGCGAGUUUGACGAGAUCCAGAAGGAAGCCGACGAGGGUCGACGCCGCCAACGCAAGUACCUCGUUGCCACCGAUCUCAGUCAAGAGUCUGAGUACGCCCUGGAGUGGACAAUUGGCGGCCUUUUGCGCGACGGCGAUACCAUGUAUGCGAUCUACGCGAUGCAUGAGGAUGCUGCCACCUCCUCCGUCCAGGUCGGUGAAGGGGCCAAGGCCAUGCAGGAUACCAUGGCUGUCGUCGGCAGUCAGACCAAGGAGGUCUCCCGCGCCGGCACUCUCAACAUCCUGGGCCGACUGAGCUCCGGUGUCUCCAGCAAGGCGGGCUCUGUUGAUGCGCGUGCCUCGCCAGCCGCAGAGGCAGAGCGAACCCGGGCAGUCGAGAAGAUCUCGGACAUGUGCAUCGGGUUUCUUCGGAAGACGGGCUUGCAGGUCCGUAUUGCCGUGGAAGUCAUCCACUGCAAGAGUCCGAAGCAGAUGAUCACUGAGGCCAUCGACGAGCUGGAACCGACCCUCGCAAUCGUGGGUGCUCGCGGCCAAAGUGCCUUGAAGGGAGUCUUGCUCGGCUCCUUCUCAAAUUACCUCAUCGCCAACUCUUCGGCUCCGGUGAUGGUCGCCCGCCACAAGCUCCAGCGCCAGCUGCCAAAGCAGCAGGCGAACGCGAGACUCGCCAACAACCUCAACCCCUCGAAGACUCUCUUGGGAAAGCUUGAGGCUGAGGCCAAGGCGAAGGCAAACGCCACCACCGGGGCCCCGGGGAAGCGGUGGUAA
Messenger RNA from Penicillium brasilianum, 2100 nucleotides. Lineage: Eukaryota; Fungi; Ascomycota; Eurotiomycetes; Eurotiales; Aspergillaceae. The record is from the annotation of a GenBank genome assembly.